AUGUCUGAGCACUCGAGCUCUCCGACUGCACCACGACAGGAUGCGGUGAGCCAGCUCCGCGAUGACCGGGACGCCCUACGACUUCUUUCCAGAUCACCACACCCCUACCACCGGCAGAAGUCGGAGCUUCUCGAGCCUUCAGGCAGCAUCUCAAGCUCCACGACUGCGCGAUCCGCGCCGCAGCACAAUGGGGAUGAUUACCAUAUUCGAAGUCGCACAUCCUUUCCCGCCGUCUCCCGUGAUACCACCCCAACGAGCGAUAGUGGUACCGAAGCCGACGACGAACACUUUUUGAAGGGCCUUCCGGCACCAAGAACCAAAUUACACAAGGGUCUGCGUGGGCGCAACGAGCUCUUGUCGGGAACUUCAUCUCCGUUCCCUUCUCCGGCGUAUCUAGAAGACGAGGCAAGGCGCAACUCUUACAUCACGGCCGAGUUCAAGAAGGAAUCGAAAGCAGAAAAAGAGCGACAAUCCAGGGCCGAGACUUCCAAACGUACCAAGGUCAUCAUUCGACGGCUAACCGAAGUCGUGCUCCUUGGUUCGCUUGGGGCUAUGGUGUAUAUGGGCGAGCAUGUACGUCCAGUGCUAUACAAAUGGCGUCUAGAACUUGCUUCCACCUUGGGUGUUACUGGCAUUCUUGCGAUCUUGUAUCCUUUGCGGCUAGCAUAUUGGGGGUAUCGGCACCGGACUUCUUCACGAAAGAUACCGCUUCAACUUCCAACCUCCUUUGACCCAGCACCACUUCUCUACCCGGUGGCCAUUACACUUCUCGUUUCGUCACUUAUAUCGGUAGAUAACGACUAUGUUGUCCUUCCAAAUGCCGUCCUUGCACUUUGUGCUCUUCCUCCAGCCCUAUUCCCAAAGGUGUCAGAAGACGAAGUCGGAGGCUCUUUGCAGUGGCUGGUAUCAUGUGUACCGCUACUUAUUUCGAAAAUAAUCAGUCAUCAGUCAACUUUACUACAGGACAGUAAACCUUCUCGGGCCACGGUAUCAGCCGAGAAUAUUGUUUUGCUGUAUCCACUGCAUCGAGCUCUCUGUAUUACUCUGCAAUCCUUGACAACUACAAGUCUGUUGACUGCAGAACUUCACCUCCUCUCAGUAGCACUCAUUAACGUGCUAUUACUUUCUUGGUCCCCUCAGAUCACCAUCAUCAAGGCAAUGCUGUGGGUUGGCGGACUCGACAUUCUGGUCUUAUGUACCCGAGUCAUUCUUUGGGGAAUAGCAUUGGCUCGCGUGCCCAAAUGGCGCUUCAAACGCGACGACGCUCCUACCAAACGGUCCAGUUCAGUUUUUUCGAAAUUAAUGCCGUGGAAACGAGUUCGCCAUGACUUGUUCCAUGCGCCAAUGGAGUGUUCUUCCUGCAGCUCUUGUGAGGCUGUUGACGAUGCUGAAGAUUCCGAGAGCAUGCAAGGACUGACCCGAGUAAAAACCGCAACUCUAGACGGCUCUGAGCAGAAUGGAUCAGGAGUUCGAUUUGAUGCCGCAGAGACGAAACAACUUGGGCACCAGCGAAGACAUACGCUGCCCCACAUCAGCAAGGCGUCAAAGAGAUCGCACACACAUACUCCAUCCGGAAGGAGAAAACGUUCAGCCUCAUCGUCAGUCAGGGCAUUCUUUGCUCUCACACAGGAGCAAGCUUCCAUGAGAAAGUGGUUGUAUGCCCUCUAUGUGUACAUCUGCAUCGUGGCUGCAGUAUUUGUCCCGAAUCCGGUCUUUGGUGUCAAGGACUUUGUGCAAGAACAUGCACUUCAAGGUUUUGAGCCAGUGGGCUGGGCGUUGGGCUACUUAUUCGGAGAUCUCCCUUGGUUCAGAUGGCAAGUAAUCAGCCAUAACCUCGAAAGAUGGAUUUGCCUACCACCCCGCGCCGCUCAUAUCGAGGAACAAGUCGGCUGGGUCCAGUUUCUUCGACAAGGCGUCUUUGGAGAAGCUAAUACUCGGCUGCUUCUCAGUGGGUACUACGUCACGAUACUGGCCGCGGGACUCAUGGUUGUAUUUCAGCUGUCCCCAUUGUAUGAGGUAGACACCCGUCGAAAGGUCUUUCACUUCAUGAUGGUGGCCAUGUUUGCCCCGUCAAUUUACAUAGACCCGACGUUUGUGGCAUUGGCACUAUCCAUCAUUCUUGCAGUAUUCCUUCUGCUCGAUCUACUGCGGGCUAGCCAGCUUCCACCUUUGUCGAAGCCUCUGGCAACAUUUCUCGCCCCGUACGUCGACGGUCGGGAUCUCAGGGGCCCUGUUGUUGUUUCACACAUUUUCCUCCUGAUUGGGUGUGCAAUCCCUCUGUGGCUGUCAUUGGGCUCCCUUCCACGAUCGGGAACGGGUUACCUGACUGGUUGGGAGCUACCAACUCGCGAGGUCAGCAUGGUUGCAGGUGUGAUUUGCGUCGGCCUUGGCGAUGCAGCUGCAUCCCUCAUCGGUCGGCGUUAUGGACAUCGCAAGUGGAUAUGGGGCGGUGGUAAAAGUCUAGAAGGCAGCGUCGCAUUCGCCGUGGCCGUAUUCAUCGGUCUCAUGGCGGCAUACACCUGGCUCAGGGUGGGCGGAUGGCAUCCGAGUACCCCUUACGAUUCUAUUACUGUAACGAUAGGCAAGACGAGCGUCUGUGCUUGCGCAGCCAGCCUAACAGAGGCUGUCCUGACUGGAGGCAACGACAAUGUCAUUGUCCCAGUAAUUCUGUGGACCUGUGCCAAAGGUCUUGGCAUAUAG
Messenger RNA from Pestalotiopsis fici W106-1, 2700 nucleotides. RefSeq lists its product as uncharacterized. NCBI's taxonomy places the organism in Eukaryota, Fungi, Ascomycota, Sordariomycetes, Amphisphaeriales, Sporocadaceae. The coding region runs from base 1 to 2700 and encodes 899 amino acids. Gene Ontology annotation, biological process: dolichyl monophosphate biosynthetic process. Gene Ontology annotation, cellular component: endoplasmic reticulum membrane. The record is from RefSeq and is a predicted model, not a curated record. Gene Ontology annotation, molecular function: dolichol kinase activity. The transcript is spliced from 2 exons.